AGUCACAGAUUUCACUCUCAUAGCUUUCUCUCUCCAACUGAUAAGAGACGUAGUCCCAUGUGGGUUCUUAGGAUCCACUCACUCAACUCUAACUCUUGUGUUCCUUCUUUUCUCUUCAAAAAACUUGUGAUUCUCAAACACCCUUUUUCUCCUUUUCAUUCUUCUUCUCGUUUUCUCCCUCCAAUGGCUGCACCUAGCUACUGCCUCUCUACAUAACGUCAAUUUAUCCUCCUUUUUCAUCUGGGUACCGUGAAUUGCGACUGCCACUGCUUUCUUCCUUCUGGGCCUCCCUCAGAAGUCAGAAUGAUGUCUGUCACAGGCAAAACCAUUGAUUUCGCUGGAAAAAACUUGGUCUCUUGUGGCUGUUCUUCCAAUGCUUCCUUUGAUAGGCACACAGUCAGGAACUACGCCAGGGUUAGUUCUAAAGGGUGUGGUAGAGUCUAUGGAGCAUGUAAAUUGUUCUGUUGUACGAAGAGGAGCACUCAGUGUCGAGUUUCUUCUAUGAAGACUGCGGAACCCACCGUGAAUGGGGGCACUCAAGCAAUUGAAGGCCUUAACAAAGGAUUGAACUUGAAGGGUUUUUCCGAAACCCCAAUUUCUGCAGCUAGGUUCUUUGAAGCGGUAGCUGAUGAUUUGGUAACUCUCAAUAAAAAUCUGCAGUCGAUUGUAGGAGCAGAAAAUCCAGUUUUAAUGUCUGCAGCUGAGCAGAUUUUUAGUGCUGGUGGGAAGAGGAUGAGACCAGCUCUGGUGUUCUUGGUGGCAAGGGCAACUGCAGAGCUGCUUGGCUUGAAGGAACUUACUGUAAAGCAUCGACGUUUAGCGGAGAUAAUUGAAAUGAUUCAUACUGCAAGUUUGAUACAUGAUGAUGUACUAGAUGAGAGUGACCUUCGAAGAGGGAAGAAAACUAUACAUCAAAUUUUUGGAACAAGAGUUGCAGUGCUGGCCGGAGACUUCAUGUUUGCACAGUCAUCAUGGUAUCUAGCCAACCUUGAAAAUAUUGAAGUCAUUAAACUAAUCAGCCAGGUGAUCAAAGAUUUUGCAAGUGGGGAAAUAAAGCAGGCCUCAAGUUUGUUUGAUUGUGAUGUUCAACUUGAAGAGUAUCUAAUUAAGAGCUAUUACAAGACAGCAUCCUUGAUUGCAGCCAGCACCAAGGGAGCUGCAAUCUUCAGCGGUGCUGACAGCGGCAUCACUGAGAAAAUGUAUGAAUAUGGAAGGAAUCUGGGUCUAUCCUUCCAAAUUGUGGAUGACAUUUUGGAUUUCACGCAAUCAGCAGAGCAACUGGGAAAGCCUUCUGGCAGUGACCUUGCCAAGGGCAACCUUACUGCACCAGUAAUAUUUGCACUGGAGAAAGAACCAAAAUUGAGGGAUAUCAUUGAGUCUGAAUUCAGUGAGGAUGGUUCCCUUGAUGAGGCCAUCAAUAUGGUUAAGAGUAGUGGGAGCAUUGAAAGGGCUCAAGAGUUGGCCAAAGAGAAAGCUGAUCUUGCAAUUCAAAGUCUCCAGUGCCUUCCUCAGAGUGUGUAUCGUUUAGCCCUUGAGGAUAUGGUGGCAUAUAACCUUCAGCGGAUUGCAUAAGCUUAUGCAUGCUGAUGUAUAA
Molecule: messenger RNA, 1594 nt
Organism: Vigna umbellata (rice bean)
Lineage: Eukaryota; Viridiplantae; Streptophyta; Magnoliopsida; Fabales; Fabaceae
Gene: SPS1
Product: solanesyl diphosphate synthase 1
Biological process (GO): plastoquinone biosynthetic process; isoprenoid biosynthetic process
Cellular component (GO): chloroplast
Molecular function (GO): prenyltransferase activity
Source: RefSeq, a predicted model, not a curated record